UGGAGAGGGAGAGGAUGGAGAGAAAGAUUGAAAAGAGGAAGGGAGGGGUGAGAGCAUGGGAGGAGAAGGAGGUGAUCAGAGACUAGAGGCAGGUUCUGUUGCAGUUUAAAUAACUACCCAUAUAGGGCUCAACUCUCCAUCUCUGUUCACAGCUCUUUCUGUCUCCUUUCUACUUUCUCCCCGUUUCUGUCUCUCUCUUUUUCUAUUUCUCUGCAGCCUUGUUGGACUCCAGCUCUCUCCAGCACUGUACAUAAGACCUCCUACAUCUAAACACAACAGGAGACAGACUUGCGCUUUUUGAGGCUGCAUUUUUUAACAUCUCGGACAGGGAAAUCCAACCAAGCAGCCACCAUGGAAGCCAUCAAGAAGAAAAUGCAGAUGCUGAAACUGGACAAGGAGAAUGCUAUUGACCGGGCAGAGCAGGCAGAGACGGACAAGAAGGCAGCAGAGGACAAAUGCAAGCAGCUGGAGGAGGAGCUGAUGGACCUCCAGAAGAAGAUGAAGCAGACGGAGGACGAACUGGACAAAUUCUCUGAGGGCCUGAAAGACGCUCAGGAGAAGCUGGAACUGUCUGAGAUAAAAGCUGCAGACGCGGAGGGUGAUGUAGCCGCUUUGAACCGUAGGAUCCAGCUGGUGGAGGAGGAGUUGGACCGAGCCCAGGAGAGGCUGGCCACGGCACUGCAGAAACUAGAGGAGGCUGAGAAGGCCGCAGACGAGAGCGAGAGAGGGAUGAAGGUGAUCGAGAACCGAGCGAUGAAGGACGAGGAGAAGAUGGAGAUUCAGGAGAUGCAGCUGAAGGAGGCUAAACACAUCGCCGAGGAGGCCGACCGUAAAUAUGAGGAGGUGGCCCGUAAACUGGUGAUCCUGGAGGGAGAGCUGGAGAGAGCUGAGGAGAGGGCCGAGCUCUCAGAAUGUAAAGCCGGGGACCUGGAGGAGGAGCUGAAAAAUGUGACCAACAACCUGAAGUCCUUAGAAGCCCAGUCUGAGAAGUACUCAGAAAAAGAAGACAAGUACGAGGAGGAGAUCAAAGUUCUAACUGACAAACUGAAGGAGGCUGAAACCCGUGCAGAGUUUGCAGAGAGGACAGUGGCCAAACUGGAAAAGUCCAUUGAUGACCUGGAAGAGAAAUUAUCACAAGCCAAAGAGGAGAAUCUUGGCAUGCAUCAAGUCCUGGACCAGACCCUGCAGGAACUCAACAGCUUAUAAACACACAGAGAGGAAGCUGGAGAGGAUGAGAUCCUCAUGUAACAUUUCUUAAAUGUUCGACUCCAUUCCACAUUUCGAGCUGUAAAAUCUUUAUUCCCCCUGUGAAGGGGGAUUAACUUAAUGCUUCUCCCUAGUUGUUUUUUUUCCGAAGGCACACCUUUGUUUCUUUUCUUUUUUUUUUAAGAUGGGAAGUCAUUUUGCCCCCAUUCUUCUUUUUUAUCUCCACCUGUGAUUGCAGAAAUCCCCCCUCAGAAAUGAUUUUUGACCACUUAUUUAGAAAGAACUGGCAACUGACACACAGAAAGAAACCUCAGAUUUGGUCACUGAACCACUUAAACUGGCUCAGUUUCAUUGACGUGCACAUACAUUAAGCCUCUGUCUAUUUUAAUACAUAUGCUACAGAUGGUGUUGGGUUUCGCUCAGUCUACAUUGGUAUGGCUCUGAAGUGCCACCCAGUGGUGAUAUGAAGUUAGUCAACAGUCUGGUUUUUCUGAUCAUGCUGUACCACCCUAAAACGCUACAAGACAAUAGACAUUCGGCUUAUGUGUGCUUGUCUUUAGCAGUAUCCUCCCAAAUCUGUUAAACAGCACAGUGGUCAAAUGGACAGGUGGCCUUAUGGAAAGGUUUCAUUGAUUAAUAAACAGGUCAACACACAUGCUGCUCAGUCACUCAAGGCGUCUUGCCUCUUUUGCCAAUCCCCAAUUAUCCUGAGGCCUACAUGUUGAAGAUGCACAUUUAUGUAUUUAUGUGCAUCAAAAGUUUUUCUACUCUAUUUUAAUGUGGGGAUCUGUGCAGAAGCUGAGAGCUGUGCAUGUACGGUAUCUUGCAGUGACAUGCAUUUCUAAGCUGUACUGCCUUUCCCUAAGCUUGACCUGACCGUUGACACAUUCUUCAUCAUUGCCAUGCCAUAAUGUAGCCAAUAUAACAGAUUUACAAUAUAUUGUAUUACAUAAGCGAGCUGAACCCCAAACCACUGGAAGCUCAAGUCAACUUGUAUCAACCAUGGAUACUUAUUGUAUAUAGUAGAAUAAUGUUAGGUAUUUGAGAAAUUGUAUUGCUUUGAUUAUUUUUGGAUUUGUUUCAUUUACAUCACUUCAUUUUUUUUGCUAGGGGAACUCUCAAGACCAAAGAACACAUAACACAGACAAUAAAUUCUAAAAAAUGUUUUAUUUUUGUUUGUGGUGGUCAUCAUGGUUUCAUCUCAUGCCAGGGCCAUGGAAAGGGUCUCACACAUGCCCGAGACCAUUUUAUAAUAUUUCAUUUACCAACUCCCUCUAUGUCAACCUAAUAAAUGUUUUACAGAAA
Molecule: messenger RNA, 2511 nt
Organism: Perca fluviatilis (European perch)
Lineage: Eukaryota; Metazoa; Chordata; Actinopteri; Perciformes; Percidae
Gene: tpm4a
Product: tropomyosin 4a
Exons: 9
Coding region: 352-1206 (284 amino acids)
Biological process (GO): muscle contraction; actin filament organization
Cellular component (GO): actin filament
Molecular function (GO): actin filament binding
Source: RefSeq, a predicted model, not a curated record